Linderina pennispora is the source of this 475-nucleotide messenger RNA. RefSeq names its product PRP1 splicing factor. The coding region runs from base 26 to 475 and encodes 149 amino acids. Gene Ontology annotation, biological process: mRNA splicing, via spliceosome. The transcript has a single exon. The record is from RefSeq and is a predicted model, not a curated record. NCBI's taxonomy places the organism in Eukaryota, Fungi, Kickxellomycota, Kickxellomycetes, Kickxellales, Kickxellaceae.
UUUUUCCUGUCUUUUACUUUUUUCAAUGUACAGCGUCACAAAAGAUUUUCUAGGAAAACCAGCUCCGCCGGGAUACGUAGCCGGUCUCGGCCGUGGAGCCACUGGUUUCACUACGCGAUCGGAUAUCGGCCCAGCGCGCGAAGCCUCGGCAGCUGCUGAUAAGCUGCCGGCGCGCGACAAGCAGCCAGCCGAGCAAGACGACCCGCGGUUCGACGACGCCGACAACGAAGUUGGGCUGUUCCGCAACGCCCCCUACGAGGCGGACGACGAGGAGGCCGACAAAAUCUGGACCGAAAUCGACACAAAGAUGGAACAGCGGCAUGCUGCCCGACAUGAAAAGCAGAAAACAAAGGGCACAGACAAACCUGCAAUCGAGGAGCACUUUAAGGACCUGAAGCGGCAGCUGCAGGGGCUCAGCGAGGAGGACUGGGACGCGAUCCCUGACGCUGCACAGCUGGCGGAAACUGCCUGCUAG